CGUUCGCUACGGUUCACGCUUCACGGUUCAUCAGUGUUUUGCGAAUAGCACUACAAUCCUUUCAAUCGCAAAUUCCAUGUUCAUGGUUUCGCGAGUGCGCGUGAUAUUUGUUGUGCAGUUUCAAGUAAUCGCCAAUAAUCUGCAACCUUUGUGAACGGUCCUGGUGCACGGGCGAAAGAGUAAGAAAGAACGUGGAACGUGGUGUCUAUUGUUUGGCGAAGGUAAAAAAAAUUGUGUUGCAGAUAUAACGUGCUUCGAACAAAAGUUUCCAAAACCGUGCGCAUAUUGCGUUUUUGUUGGAUGCUGCGCGUGGAUGUGUUUUGAUCGAUGCCGACUGUCAACAAUGGGGUACUGCUAGUACUAGCAUCAUUUCCAUUUAGUAUAUCCCCCUCUUCCUAAAUCAAUCAUUUCCCCAACGUGCACGGCAAUUGCAGCGGAAGUGUGCAAACGUUACGUGACAUAUACAGACGUGUGCACAGGGAAGAAAGCAGUGAAAUUAACCUACUUUUCCGGGUGCAGACGUGUGCGCGUGUAUCUGGCUGUGGGGGCAUCGAUGUGGUUCGAUGUCAUCACCAAAGUAUGCAUACGAAAUUGGGCAACUGUUGAAGAAUCUGAAUGCGACCGCGGACGGCAGCACCAUGCCCGACCAACAUAACUCCCACGGCGUGCUCAGCUGGACCAGUGAAAACGUAAGCGAAUGGGCACGGAAGGAAGGCCUGUCGCGACGCAUCAUCGAGUGGAUUGCACGCGAAGAUGUCGAUGGCCGAUGUCUGCUGGCGAUUACCGAACAGGAUGUGCACGAUCUACCGCAACACUGUGCCACGCAGCUCCGGUUCGGUGAUAUCAAACGGUUCUGGUUUGCCACCAGGCUUCUGCAGCGCCAGCAUUUGGCCACGACCGGGCCGCUCGGAAUGGCGGGCCUUUGGACGCCGGACUACAGUAUGAAUGGUAGCGACAUGUCAUCUCCGCACGGUCACCAUCCAAUGCACCCGCACAACCAUCAUCAUCAGCCUCACCAUCAUCCGGGUGGGGCCGGUUCCCAUGGCGGCAUCGGAACGCCCCAUCAUCCCUCCACGUCCAACCUGCACCACCAUCCGCACCAUACCUCGCUACUGUCCAGCAUGGGCACUAGCUACGGUUCGGUUGGAUAUAGCUACAGCGACCUGGAACGCAUUUCACCGCCAAUGUCCAUCGACGGUUGUGCCACGUGUAUUCAGCCGGAAUUUUUCAAAACGAUGAUAAGUUUAGGUUACGCCUUUCUAGUUACCUGGAUCACAGCAUUCGUAAUGGUGGUGGUACACGAACGUGUGCCGGACAUGAAAAAGUAUCCACCCCUGCCGGACAUCUUUCUCGACAACGUGCCCCACAUACCGUGGGCGUUUCACAUGUGUGAGGUAACCGGCACGAUACUGUUCUGCAUCUGGAUGUGCGUUCUGGUGGUGCACAAGCAUCGCAUGGUGUUGCUGCGACGUUUCUUUGCCCUGGCCGGCACCGUGUUUCUGCUGCGCUGCGUUACGAUGCUAAUUACGUCGCUGAGCGUACCGGGAACGCAUCUGGAAUGUACACCGCAUGAUCACAAAUUCGACGACAGCAACGUGCGUAUAACGGAAAUGAUCUACCUUCGAAUCAGUCGUGCCUACACAAUCUGGAGCGGACUCGGCAUGUCCAUACAGGGCGUCCGUACUUGCGGUGACUACAUGUUUAGUGGACACACCGUUGCCCUGACAUUGCUUAACUUCUUCAUUACGGAAUAUACCCCCCGGAACCUGUACUUCCUGCAUACGCUCACCUGGCUGUUGAACAUGUUUGGAAUAUUCUUCAUUCUGGCCGCCCACGAGCAUUACUCGAUUGACGUGUUUGUGGCGUUCUACAUAACGUCGCGACUAUUUUUGUACUAUCACACGCUAGCUAACAACCAGGCCCUGAUGUCACACGAUUCCAACCGAACACGCAUAUGGUUUCCGAUGUUUAGCUACUUCGAAAGCUCCGUCGACGGUAUCAUCCCGAACGAGUACGACACGGUGUACGGUGUACUGUACAAGAUGUUUGCUUGCGUGCUGUACGUAAAGGACGUAUGUAUGCUAACCGCUCGCCGGUUCUGGAUCACCAACAUUGAUGGACCGGCCGGUGUGCUCAAGACGAAGGUAUUACUCCAACACCUGCACCAAAAGCAAGGUCAAUCUCAAACGGCGACAUCGAAAAAUCAAACACCACCACCAAACGAGGAAGAGUUGGUGUCACCCGCAAAUGCGGAAGCGAUGAUCGCCGAGCAAACCGAAAGCACGCGGCCACCGAAUGCUCAACAAGGACUGAUUUCGAACAAUCUCGAACACAACGCAACCACUGUUCACAAUCGCACACCGGAGAGAAAACCCGUCAAGUGUAACAAUAUCAACGCGGAGCAUGACGUCGCCAGCCUUAAGCGUAAGUCCUAUGGCAAUGUUAAUGCGACCCUUCCAAAGAUCGUAAACGAUGCGGUAAAGUUAAACAACAAUAACAACAACAGCAGCAGCAACAACAAUCAUCUUCCUCCCGGCGGACCAAAGGACAAUACCAAGAAGGAACACUAGUGUGUAUUGUAACUGUUAGGAUCGGGGCGUGUUGCUGUUUCAAUUGUACCCCUUAAAAAUUUAAAAGUUUUUUUAUAAACUGGAGGCUUUUGAAGUGCAACGAUUCUACUCGGGCAAGGCUUCCGUAGUUUACUAUUUAAUUUAACAACUACCAUUAAAAUUCACUAAAGCUGCGUUCGUUUGGGGUUAUUUAGUGCGUAAUGUUAACACACCUUUUGUUCUCUGUUAUCUCCGAGUGAAUACGAUUAAAAUGUUUAUUCAGAUACGGAAUGAUUAGUAACAGUUAACUGUUAACAGGCAGCGGUUAGGUGGCAGAUAAUGAAUCGAAAUCGGAUUUUCGUACAACGAUCAAAAACAAACCACCGUGUUGCCUUCGGGUAGUUGUGGCACGGAAGACAAACUUUGUGAUAUUGUUUUUAAAAGUAAUGCUCUCAGCCAUUGCCGUUUUGUUUGCUCAUUUCGUUUGAUCGUUUUUGUCUCGCGUUCGCGGUUUUAUCCUCAUAGUUAGUUCAUCUUCAUUUCCUAUCGUCGUUCUAUUUAUUGUCAUUCCUCUUCGCAAUGGGGCGAGUCGAUAUAAGUUUGGAAGGUUUUUUUUUAGAAUUAAAGAGUUAUUACGUCGCAAGUUACGUCCGUCAGUGGUUAAAUUAUAGCAGUAUGCGAUAGUGUGUAAGGUGACGCGCACCGCCAAAAAUCCGAUGGAACAAUAUGAAACUCUACCAUGAGAAUACCAUGAUACACACAUGCAUAUAUAACUUAAGAACUUUCCCACAAGUCCAGCCGCGAAUCUGGGGCAAUAACAGCGUGGAAAUAACACCGGUAAUACUAGUCGAAACCAGUCUUACAGCGCGAAUAGGUAUAUAGUAACGUCAGAACAGUAUAAUAAUUGCUCCUUUUCUUAGGCCCCUUCUUCGGGGCAGUGUAUGAUAAGAACCUAUUCCGUCUCACCUUUCUUCAGCCUUUGCACAACCAAUUGAGUAUCGUAGUGUGAUCAAAACGUGUAGCCACCUCUAGGCUUUAGUAAUGAAUUAACAAAAAUAUUACGAUAGCCGUACUCCAAACAUCCAUAUGGCCAAAAUUGUAGCAAAAACUUAAAAACCCAACAAUAUACUUUUGCAACGUAAUGAAGAUCACGUUCAUUCGUUUUUUCCUUCGGUAUUUUACGACUUGCUUCCCUUAACUAGUACGAUUUUCAUUAGUAACGAACAAAUGACUCAAUACAAAACGCACAUACAACACAACUCAAAAGCAAUAGGAGCUUCUAACGGCACUUGAAUCAGGAAUAGUGUAGAUUUUAUAAAUACUCCGUCAGCGUAUCUGGUAUGUCUGUUGUGGAUGGGAAUGGAAAUUUGUUUAGUAAGUAGAUUUUGCAACGAACCGAAAUGAAGAGAAAUAUAA
Messenger RNA from Anopheles moucheti, 3965 nucleotides. Its product is annotated as ceramide phosphoethanolamine synthase-like. The record is from RefSeq and is a predicted model, not a curated record. Bases 564 to 2570 code for a protein of 668 amino acids. Gene Ontology annotation, molecular function: protein binding; sphingomyelin synthase activity; ceramide cholinephosphotransferase activity. Gene Ontology annotation, cellular component: Golgi membrane; endoplasmic reticulum membrane. NCBI's taxonomy places the organism in Eukaryota, Metazoa, Arthropoda, Insecta, Diptera, Culicidae. Gene Ontology annotation, biological process: ceramide biosynthetic process. The transcript has 6 exons.